AUGUUGAGCAGAAACUCUAUCCUUUCACUAUAUUUGAGUCUGGCAAGCUCAAUUGCUGCCCCUGUUUCAGACACCGUUUCGAGCUCCUCGAACUCGACCUCGUUAACUGAAAUGUGUGACUCGUCUUACAUCCAGAGUCUUAUUCCUUCCAACGGUACGUUGUUAGGAAUUGACUUGAUCCCUUCUUCCGUUCAGGCAACCAUUGUCGACCCCUCAGCUCAAGGUUCAUCUUCUUCGGGAGCUAGCUCAACCAGUACGUAUACUUCCAAGUACUGCAGUGUCACCCUUGAAUACACUCACACGGGAAAGGGAGACAAUGUCACCGUCAAAUACGCUUUCCCAAGCCCUGAUGAGUUCUCCAACCGGUUUUACCUUGCUGGAGGUGGUGGCUACACUCUGAACUCGGAUGCUACAGGCGGACUCACUUAUGGUGCUGUCAGUGGAGCUACCAGUGCUGGCUAUGAUGCCUUUGACUAUAGCAUGGAUGAAGUCUUCUUGUAUGGUAAUGGCUCCAUCAAUUGGGACGCAGCGUACAUGUUUAGCUACCAGGCUCUUGGUGAGCUAACUGUGGUUGGUAAAUACCUCACCAGAGAAUUCUAUGGUCUUGCCCAAGAAGAAAAACUCUACACCUAUUUCGAAGGAUGUUCUGACGGAGGUCGUGAAGCAAUGUCUCAGGUUCAAAGAUGGGGUGAGGAGUACGAUGGUGUUAUUGCCGGUGCUCCUGCAUUCAGGUAUGCUCAGCAACAAGUUCUCCAUGUCUUCCCGGCCACAGUUGAGCACACACUUGGCUACUAUCCACCAACUUGUGAAUUGGAAAAGAUUGUUAAUGCUACCAUUGAGGCAUGCGAUGGCUUGGAUGGCCGUGUCGAUGGAGUCAUUUCAAGAACUGAUUUGUGUGCGCUGCAGUUCGAUCUUGAAAGCCUGGUUGGUCAGCCAUACUACUGUGCUGCUACAACUAGCUCGUCCCUAGGGUUCGGUUUCAGUAAGAGAGAUGACCAAAGUCAGACUAGCGAUACGCCAGAGCAAAGCGGAAACAUCACGAAAGAGGGUAUCGCGGUUGCAAAGCAGAUUUACGACGGUCUUUUCAACAGUGAUGGAGAAAGAGCCUACCUCUCCUUCAGAAUCGGAUCAUCUCUCGACGACGCUGAUACCACAUACAAUUCUGAUGACGACAAAUGGGAGCUAAAUAUUCCUUCCACGGGUGGACUUUAUGUCCAGAAAUUCAUCAAGCUUCUUGAUCUGGACAACUUGGAUAACCUUGAUGGAGUCACUUACGAUACCCUGAUUGACUGGAUGAAAAUUGGUAUGUACAGAUACUUUGACAGUUUGCAGACAACGGUCACUGACCUCACUCCCUUCAGAAACGCUGGGGGGAAGCUGAUUCACUACCACGGAGAGUCCGAUCCAAGCAUUCCUCCAGCAUCUUCGGUUCACUACUGGCAAAGUGUGAGAGACACAUUGUAUGGUAACUUGACCUUUGAAGAGAGUCUGAAAGAGCUUGAUGAAUGGUACCAAUUCUAUCUCGUCCCAGGAGCUGCACAUUGCGGCACAAAUGAGUUGCAGCCAGGUCCUUACCCAGAAACCAACAUGGAAAUUAUGAUCAAUUGGGUUGAGAAUGGCGUCAAGCCAACGGGUCUGAAUGCUACAGUUUCCGAGGGUGAAUAUGCCUCAGAAAACCAGGAACUGUGUAAGUGGCCAACUCGUCCACUCUGGAGGUCUGGCAAUCUUUCCACAUUUGACUGUGUGUUUGACCAGGCUUCUUACGAAAGCUGGACUUAUGAGUUCCCAGCUUUCAAGAUCCCUGUUUACUAA
Molecule: messenger RNA, 1812 nt
Organism: Ogataea angusta
Lineage: Eukaryota; Fungi; Ascomycota; Pichiomycetes; Pichiales; Pichiaceae
Exons: 1
Coding region: 1-1812 (603 amino acids)
Source: RefSeq, a predicted model, not a curated record